CGAAAAGAAAAAAAUCAGAAAGCGAUCUGAUUGUUAGCAAAGAAGGAGAUUGGAACUUGGUGAAACGAACCAAUCGUCAGAGUCGCAUUGUAAGAAUCAUAAUCCAUGGGAUCGGACUGGACCAAUCUUUCUUUCAUUUCACCAAGUUGUGACGUUUUCUUAUAGAUUUAUCACUCCGUAUUUUUGUUACUGCAGUCCCUCUUCCAUCCAGGAUAUCGAAAGAGUAGAAGAGUGAAAUCGAGCGAAGAUUCGAUCGGGGAUUGCUCUCGUUCUGUUUGAGUCGCUAUUUUUAUUCACUGAACCAUGUCGGAUUCGCGUCGUCGCUCCUCGCGACGCGGAAAAAAACUGGAAUCGUAUUCCGCCAACGAUCUUGUGCAGGUAAUUCCGAAAUGUAAUGCACGCGACACAGAUGUGGAUCUACUGUGUUGUUUGUGCUGCUGGUUCUAUUUUGACAAGAAUUAAACUUCCCAUGCUUCUAUCAACCAAAUAAUCUAAUUGUUUGGUUUCUGGUUGUGAAUUCCACAUUUGUUCUAUGAAUUUUCUUUAUUCUUCAGAUUCCCCACAACAGCACUACGAUAAUCGGAAGGUUGCUGUACAAGCUUACGGAGCAGCCUUCCGUGCGCUGGCUGGUUGCGUUCGAUGAUGUUCCGAGUCGCAAGGACGAAGAGAUUCCUGAAGAGGCUAUUGGACCGGUAGUCGGACGUCUGGAAGCGGCUCCCAAGGCCCCCGACUCGACAAGCAACCGCAAUGCUUCGAACCUGGUUACGCCUACCAUGGAUGACAGUAAUGUCGCAUCAACAAUAACAAACAACGAGUCUGUUACAACCCGAAGUGUACGGAGGAAAAGCAACUCGGGGAGCAACUCGAGCAGCAGCUCGGACGACAGCAUAACCAAAAAGAAAAAGAAGGGUAAUUCCUUGCCCGCAUCUAUUCCAAAGGAGGAAACGGAUUCGAGAAGCGAGAUCGCCCAGGAAAUACCUCAGCUGUCGCCCAAGAUCAGUGGUCGCGAACGACGCAGUCGACGCCGCCAGGGAUUGGUCGACGAGGAAACUCAGCAAGGAACCCUACUGCCGAGCUCCAACGCUCCGAUUGCCACCACUGGUGCAAAGGUUGCCCCUAAUGCGAAAACGGCCAGUGUGCCCCCGACUGAAAAGCGGAAAACAGCGCAAGGCAAUAGCUCAGGAAAAUCCCGGAAUGACGAUGCACCGAGAACAAAAAAGGGCAAAUUUGGUCCAUCCCACGUCCGCGGUAAUGACGAGGUGUUGAAGGUCCAGUUUCUAACUGGUACGCUUUACUUAUAUCGUGGGCCGAAACGCCACGUCGAGUUCAUUCCCAAGUACUAAAUAAAUAACCAACCCCACCCACGACCGAUUCAUCCAUCUUUGGUGUGUUUGGCUUUUCAUUCGAGCCAAGAAAUGGCACUUUGUCAA
Pseudo-nitzschia multistriata is the source of this 1430-nucleotide messenger RNA. Lineage: Eukaryota; Bacillariophyta; Bacillariophyceae; Bacillariales; Bacillariaceae. The record is from the annotation of a GenBank genome assembly.